AUGAAAUUCGGGAAGUAUCUUGCUGGGAGGCAGCUCGAGCUGCCCGAGUACAAUGGCUACUUCAUCGACUAUAAGGCACUGAAGAAAUUGAUUAAGCAGCUCUCAGUUCCUGCGGCGUCUGUGCCCGGGGGCAGCGAGCUUCCGGAUGCGCUGAUGCUGGACACGGAAGACCGCUCAGAGUCAUACCAGCGACUGCAGGAGAACAAGGCAUCGUUCUUCUUCCGGUUGGAGCGAGAACUGGAAAAGGUGAACGACUACUACCUCGAGAAGGAGGCGGGCCUGAAAGUUGUAGUCGAUAUAAUACAAUCCAGAUACAGAGAUUACCUGAAACGUGGGAAGCUAAUCUCCAAGAAGACGUCAUCUUACCGGCACAUAAGGGAUGCGGUCAAGAAGGUCGAGCGUGACCUGACGCAUCUUGAGCACUAUGUGGAGCUGAAUCGCACCGGAUUUUCCAAGGUUUUAAAGAAGUGGGACAAGCGUUCGCACUCACACACCCGUGAUUUCUACCUAGCCACGGUUGUUUCGGUGCAGCCAGUGUUUACGCAUAACAAGAUCUCGAAGUGGAACGACGCCGUGCUGACAAUGCUGUUCGAGCUCGACGAGAUAAGCAACGAAGAUUCCGUUUAUUACCAAGAACCGGUUCAAAACAAGAACGCCUAUGCCGUAGAUAUGGACAGCUCGGCCAAGUUAUCUGGAGUCCAGAGUAUUUCCGAGUGGAAUCCGGCGGAAGCGGUUCCAUCUUCUGUGAACGGCCUCUUUGACAUUGAGCUAGAGAUCGAAGGGUGGUACAUGGAGGCAUUGCACAUAAGUAAGCUGACUGAUCCGCAACGGAAGUUGGACCUUCUUGGGUCGUUUGCACAAAGCAAAGUGCAAGCAUUUGUUGAUGAGCGUCUUCCGCAAGGCACAAUCGACAAGCAAAAGGUUGUAAAGGACUGUUUGACCAAUAUAUUUUUGCCACUGGUAAGCAGCGAUAUUGAUGAUAUUUCGCUCAAGCACUUUCUUAUUAAUGCUGUCGAUAUGAUAGACCUAACCUACUGUGACGAAGAGGACCUAGUGUUCUCAAGGAGAAAUGUUUUCCACGAGGCGGCAUGCUGCACCUCUGAUUCUCGUGUUUUUGUAUUGGAGGAAGCACUCAACCAAUGUAAUCAGUUUAAAAUCGAUCAAGCAACCAUGUGUAGGUUGCUCAAUGCACGGGAUACCCAUGGGAGGACACCGCUGCACUAUGCCUGUGACUUGGGGAAGACCGAUUUCGUUCGUCUCCUGAUUAAAUCAAGCUUGCUUGACACAGUUAAUAUCCCGGAUACUGAUUCGAAGACACCUCUGGUUCUGGCAAUUAUAAAGGCACACGCAGAGAUUACUAGACUGCUGCUGGUCGAUGCACAGGUGAACCCUGACCCGCAGAUUGAUGAAAGCGGCAAACCACAGUUUUCACCUUUGAGUGUGGCCUGCGCGAACAAAAAUCUAACAGCAGCUAGGAUGAUUCUGGAAAUUGGAAAUAUCAACUUAAACGACGUCUGUGAUUCGCAAGGCUUGCAACCACUGCAUAUUGUGGCGAAGAAUGGCGGGGAUGUAGAGUUAAUUGAAUUACUAGUGUCACACGGCGCGAAUCCUAACGCUGUCGAUGGUUUCAAUAAGUGGACACCGAUAUUCUAUGCUGUUCAGGAGGGAUAUGGGAGCACUGUUCAAAAUCUUCUGAGCAACGGCGCAAAGCUGGAUGUAGUAGAUGGUGAUAAUUUAUCACCUCUAUUCUACGCUCUCUGGGAAGGUCACCUGUCGGUACUGAAUAUUUUGUUAAACUGCGCUGCUAGCAGAAACCAGCAGCUGAUGAUAAACAGGUCGCCGCAGCUACUACCGUCGAAUAUUAUAGCAGAAGAUCAGAUUAGCGCCAUUGAUUCACUCAGCGAUAUACCAGACUUUGAAUUGCCUCCACCAAUCAUUCCCCUUAGAAAGUAUGGUCAUAAUUUCCUUGAGAGGAAGAUAUUCGUGAAGCUUUUAUUUUCACCCGGGAGGGACUCUAUAAUGCUUAAUAAAGAGGAUGAGAUGGUUCUGUCCUCUCCAGGACGGAUAACGCUAACGCCUAAUGUUUCAAAUGUGAUUCCUAGGAAUAUUCCCUUGCCAAUACAGGAUGAUGAAGAGCACGUUGCAUUUCAGGUAGGUAACUUGGAUAACUUGUCGAUUGAUUUUGAAUUAUUUCCUUCAUUCGGUACUCGUUUGAUUGCAAAGACCAAUGCUAUGUCGUCGGUAUUUAGGGAGGUGAGCAAACAGUGUACGAACGACAGACGUAUAAAACUGCCGCUUUUUGAUUCGCGUUUAAAGAAUGUUGGAGAGCUGGAACUUGCUUUCGAGGUUAUAUUUCCCUACAGCGGGAAGCCUCUAGAAAUUACAAAAUAUGACACAUACUGGAAAUCCACGACAGGUAGCGAGUCAGGUCCGAAUGGGAACCAUCUUGUCACGUCAUCAUCGCUAGCCGGCAAAUAUACAACGGUAUUAGUAACUGUUCUAAGCGAUGGGAAAGUAAUUUCCGCACCAGAUAAAGUUGUUUCGGUAUCAAACGGCGCUAAAUUACUGUUGAGUGACAUAACAUCCAGACAACUGGAGCUGAUCUGUGGUCAAAGCUUAGACGACUGUCCAAAGAUUGAAACCACUGAGCAGUUGAAUACUAUUCUCAAUGAGCGUCAUAUUUCUCUCGAUAGAUUGUUAAGUUGCACCAGUCCGGACAUACAACUUGACCUGGAGGUAUUUUUCCCUACAGCGCUCGAAAUAAACACCAUACCAGUUAAAGUAUCGCCUACGGUCAACAUCAAUCAGUUUAUUGAUGAUGUUCUAUUGACGACAUUCAACCACGUGCGCUAUUUGAACCAUAACAGACUCCAGCCGCGUUCUAUUGUCUUUACCUCUUGCAACCCAAGAGUGUGUUCUAUUCUCAACUGGAAGCAGCCCAAUUACCCUGUCAUAUACCAAAUGAAUGGCUUGAGGAAACAAAAUGGUCAAUUCACAAAGGCUACGCCACACCACCUGGAGUACCUAGCACAGAAUCCUGACUCGGUCUCGUUUGCAGACCCUUGCUCCAGAUGUAUCCGCGAAGCAGUCAACUUUUCGUGCAAUAACAAUCUUCUUGGCAUUGUCAUUCCUCUCGAUCUUCUCAGCAUCUAUUCGCAACUGGAACAGCACAUUCGGAACCGAGGUCUGUUGCUUAUUGGGUCACACAAUCCUGCUGCCCGUUUUCAGGCCGUUGUCCCCGCCGGGCUUGAAAUCAAUGCUGUUAAAACCGCGACCGAGCUGCAAUUCCAGGGUGCAAUCAACAUGUAG
This is a messenger RNA of Eremothecium gossypii ATCC 10895, 3309 nucleotides long. It is a transcript of the gene PHO81, whose product is annotated as Pho81p. The coding region runs from base 1 to 3309 and encodes 1102 amino acids. The record is from RefSeq and is marked provisional. Gene Ontology annotation, cellular component: cytoplasm. Gene Ontology annotation, molecular function: phosphoric diester hydrolase activity; protein binding. Gene Ontology annotation, biological process: lipid metabolic process. NCBI's taxonomy places the organism in Eukaryota, Fungi, Ascomycota, Saccharomycetes, Saccharomycetales, Saccharomycetaceae. The transcript has a single exon.